UGUUAUCGAUAACAGAUCUGGUUCAAAUGCAUUUAUUUAACUCGACGACAAUAACAAAAGCGAACUGCACAACAUGAAUUUAUGCUGUUAAAAAAUAAAAGCCGUGGUGAAAGUCUAAAUUGGCAGCGAUGGAGGCGUAUAUUCGAAAUGAGUUGAGCGUGAGCAGCGACACAACGCUGGAUCAAGCGACGAUGCACUCGGCUAAGUUGCUGAUCUGGUUGCUGGAUUGCCAGGAUGAGAUGCAGAUGCAGCAGCAGCAGCUGGAAUUAAAUCAUACGGACAUCGAGUGCAUGUUCAAGGCCACAUUGUACCUUCAUGAAUGUUAUGCCCGCUAUGGCGAUGAGCUUGUGGAAGCUGUGCUCCUGCAUUUCACAUAUGCCCAGGCAGCGGUUCGACAAUUCUAUGAGAGCUGCGAGAGAAAUCGGGAGCAGUGCAUUAAACAGUUGUGUGGAUACAUAAUUAACGGCACACGUAAUGGACACACAUAUGCGCCACUCUUGUAUCAAAUGCACAAAGCCUACGCGGAUGUCCAGCCGUCGUGGAGUGUCAUCAAAGAACUCAACUGGUCAGCAUUUGUGGAGAACAAGAACAAUGAGACGCUGGAUGUAGCAACAGCCACUGAGCUGAACAUAGAUGUCCUACAAAUGCGUACACUGGUGAGACGCAUCUUUCGCCUGGCCACAGUGGAGGACAUGAGAAUCGCACUGCAGCGAUCAAUGCAUCACAUUGGCUACGAAUUGUGGCUGCAAUUGUUCCGUGAGCCCAAGGAGAGUAUUUUGUAUAUGCGCUGUUAUCUACUGCGCCAAAUGAUCUGUGAUAUGCUGGCCGAGGGCAUCUCCGGCUCCUCCGACUCCAUGGUAGCCAGUGCCACUGCAAGAUUUGUGCACAACAUUUACAGAUUUGUAGCCAAUGGCAAAAGUAACAAUUUAUCGCGUUUAUUUCGCUCCCUGAUGCAUUUGCGCUUUGCCAACGCUCUUGGCAGCUAUUUGCACGUCUACUGGACACAACACUUGCUCCACUUGCAGCUAGAUGACAUAAAAUUGGCUGAUGAGGCGCCUAUUGUUACUGUUGGUCUCUCCUUGGAUGAGAUGCUCUUCCUCACGCAUUUGCUGCUCAUGCCCAAGUCGCCAUGUCGCACUCAAUUUAUUGGAGAAUUGCGCACGUUGCCGCUGUUCAAUCGUUUGCUGGAAUUACUCAAUAAAGUUGCCUACGUUUAUAGUUAACAAA
Molecule: messenger RNA, 1227 nt
Organism: Drosophila innubila
Lineage: Eukaryota; Metazoa; Arthropoda; Insecta; Diptera; Drosophilidae
Exons: 1
Coding region: 129-1223 (364 amino acids)
Source: RefSeq, a predicted model, not a curated record